AUGCAAAAAAAUAAAAAAUUACAGUUCAUCCAUAUUAUUUUCUUUAUACUACAAGAAUCUGAAACUUCAGAUUACGUGGACAGCUUUCCAUCGCGCUAUUCAUUUGAAAGUGAAAAACCAUCUGAUUGUACGGGUCGAUGUGUUUUAUUGCUUUUAAUUCUCCUUAUAUUUGUAUUUGCUAUCAUUUUGGCAUUUUUUAUUGGACGUUGGUUUGCUAACAAUCAAUUCCAAAAAGUCAGUCAAAAUCACACCACAAAGCAGAAUGGAGGAUCCGAAAAUUUGACGUUAUUUGACGUUUAUCCACCAAGUUAUACGGGUAGAAUUCAAGAAACUUUUCAUUUCACUGGAAAAGCUCGUCUAAAAAGGAUUUCAGAUACUCUUUUGAUACCAUUACCUAGAAAUGUUAUUCCUGUCCACUAUAAUCUUCAGCUGGAUUUCUCGAAAUUUCCACAAGAAGAAAGAAUAACUGGUACCGUUACGGUUUUACUCGAAUCAUAUACUAAUUUAUCUUCGAAAGAUAUUUUUUUCCAUGCUAGUCCAAGUAUAUAUAUAGAGCGGAUCAAACUUUACCAUCGAGGUCCAUGGUACAUUUCAUUCCACUUCAAAUUAUAUGAUCGAAUUUUGAAUGAUACUGCACAAGGACAACUUAUAAGCUUCAUGACAAGAUUUGAGCCGACUUUAGCGCGAACUUUCUUUCCUUGUUGGGAUGAACCUUCAUUUAAAGCUUCUUUUAAUAUUUCAAUAAUUCAUCAAAAUAGCAUAACAGUUUUAACUAAUACUGCGCCAUAUCAACAAGCAGUUCACAGUCAUUUAACAGCUAUAAUGACGAAAUUCCUUAAAACGCCACCAAUGUCAACCUAUCUUUUGGCCUUUGCAGUCGGUCCAUUAACAUCAAUUGAAAUGCAAAUAAAAGGAUUUCCGCUAUCGAUAUGGACACUGCCAGAGGAUAUUUCAUAUGCUAAAUUUGCAGCUGAAUUUGCACCAAAAAUAUUCAGUCGCAUUCAAGAAAAGUUUCAAAUAUCCUACCCGUUGUCGAAAAUGGACUUCGUAGCUGCUCGAUCAUUUCCAGUCGGUGGAAUGGAAAACUGGGGUCUGAUUAUUUUUCAUAACAAAAUGAUUCUCCUCGACUCAUUCUUUGAAGAUUACGCCAAUAUGACAGUUGACGUUUUGGCUGCACAAUACAACAUCAAAAAAGUCAUAACACAUGAAAUGAUUCAUCAAUGGUUUGGAAAUCUUGUAACGAUGAAUAAUUGGUCAGAAAUUUGGCUUAAUGAAGCAUUUGCCACGUUCUUUGUCGACCAUUUUCUUGUGAAUGACCAUCCGCAAUUAACUGUUAACGAUUAUUAUUUACAAUUGACACAGUUUCUAACUAAACAGUCAACUAAUGAAAAAUUUGCACUUAUCCGUGAAAUGAAGACAGAAUCGGAUAUUGAACGAGCUUUCGAUCGUUUUCACCUUUAUACUAAAGGCAAUGCUAUCGUCAAUAUGAUCAAAGAAUUGGUCUCGAGUACAAAUUUUCUAAAGGGUGUAAGAAGGUAUUUAACAAAUAAUGCUUACAAAUGCGUUAGUAGGAAAGAACUUUGGGAAUCAUUAACAACUUAUGCUUUUCAUGGCACUCAAAAUGAAAUUCUGCAGCAAAUUAUUGAGCCAUGGCUCAUAAACGAGGGUAUUCCUGAAGUUAUUGCUAGUCGUGAUUAUGAGAAUGGUAUUCUACAAAUUACUCAAAGAACGUCUGACCAGAAUUUAUAUUUCCUAUUUUUGAACGAUCUCGAUCCAAAUUAUAAAUUAUAUCGAAAGAGAAAUGAACCUAGAUUAAAGCGUUUCGUAAAAAAUGAUAAAAUUAAAAAAAUAUGGAUUCAUAAUGAAUCAACUGCAUUAAGCCUUAACGAAUUAUCAAGAACGGCGCCACUUUUAGCAAACCCAGGAUGGAUAUAUCCAUAUCGAGUAAAUUACGACAUAAUAAAUUGGAAGAUGCUAGCUGAAAUGCUCCACAAUGAUCCAACAGCAGUUCCAACCAAAUCUCGCAUGCAGUUGAUUGUCGACGCUGAAUUUUAUUUAUUAUAUUCGGGAGUACCUGAGAUUUAUUUGCAUAUUUUGAGAUAUAUGGUCAAAGAAACUGAUGUAGGAGUAUUGUUAAUUGGUGUAGACGCAUUAUAUCGCCUUGUUGACACUUUCCGAGGUACAAAAAUCAAUGAUUUAUUGCUGGUGUACAUCCAUGAGAUUGUGGAACAAGUUGACAAAAUCCUGGAUGAUUCAAAAAAAAAUCCAGAACUAGCUGCUGCUUGGUUGUUAGAUGCGAAUAGACUUGUACAACUUUAUAAACUUCGUUGUGCAGCAGGAUUAUCAACAUGUGAAAAAGAUAUUUACGGAUUUUCUAUGGGAAGAGUUCCACAACUGACUGCUGUUUGUCAUCACUUGUUCGUUUCCAGUGGGCAGCACGAAUUGGGCUUGGUACUUAAUGGCUUGAAAACAGUUAGUUCCAAAUGGUCGGAUGAACUUCAGCUAGCCACUUGCGUUCAAAAUAUUGAUGUGCUUAAAAAGGCAGUCAAUCGAAUCGUUUCAACAAAAAAUGCUGUCAUAUAUAUUUCUGUCCUGCAGAAUGAAUAUGCUUUGCAUUAUAAUGAAAAAUUUCGCGAAUUACUGUGGGAUGAACUUGGAAAAUUAUCGUUGUUGGAGAAGAAACUAUUGUUUUCGGUUGAAUCUUUGGAUGCUUCGGAAGUAGCCAAAGUUCUUAUUCAUUCUGUUCGUUCCAAUCGUGAAUUGAAAUUUCUAUUGAAAAUCCUAACUAAUUGGGGAAAAACCAUGUCAAUACAAUUGGAGUACGUUAGACGGAAAUUGGCAUGGAUAGAUAUUAUAGCUAUACCAAGGUUAGAGCAGUUUUUGCUAGGAAAAAAGCUUGCUUGA
This is a messenger RNA of Dracunculus medinensis (Guinea worm), 2904 nucleotides long. The record is from the annotation of a GenBank genome assembly. Lineage: Eukaryota; Metazoa; Nematoda; Chromadorea; Rhabditida; Dracunculidae.